CUUGUGAGCACACAGUGUGAGUGAAAUGGAUCGGCUACUCAAGACGCUUCUGUUCGGCCUGCUGCUGCUGCUCCCCCUCCUCUCCACCGAGGUGUCUGCUUCUGCCCGGAUUAAUGCCCGAAAGUCGGCGAACGAGGCGAGUCUCUAUAGCGAUGCGGACAAUGUGAUUAUGGUGGAUAUCGGAUCGCUGAGGCCGGCCCUCAAUAAGAACAACAGCAAGCUGGUGCAGUUCCUCAACAGCUUCUGCGGCGACUGUCAGCGCUUCGCCCCGAUCUUCAAGGGUCUUUCCCGUGACCUCUACAAGUGGCGACGGCUGCUCCGGAUCUAUGCCGUGGACUGCGCCCAGGAGAGAAACGCGGAGCUCUGCAGGGUAUUCAAUAUACGACAGACGCCCUCGCUGCGCUUUUUCAGUCCCGACACUCAGCGGAACGAGCAAGUCCUCGGAGCUGUCGUUCCGGGACAGGAUCCCAAGUUAAUCAAGUCAAUGGUGGCCGAAUUGGUAUCCCAGAAUGAGCCAAUCUUUCGUCCUCUGAUGCCAAAAGAUGAUCCAAAUAUUCUGUUACAAAAUCUUAAUGAAAGUCCCGCCCAGUUUAUUGCUCUCGUUUUCCAACCACCGGAUUCUAAGAUUGGCAGGGAUACACUGCUAGAAUUGCUGCCAUUCAAAGAAGUCGUCGUGAGGAUCGUUGAGGAUGCUCUGGUCUUUGCCAGCUUUGGACUUGAGCCAUCCAAUCAGAAAUUGGCCAUUGUUGAUCGCAGUGGAAAUGCACAGUAUUUGGCGCCCUCUUUGGAGACCAGCGAAGCCUAUGCAGCCACUGUGGGCAAUUUCCUGAGGAACCUUAACUAUAAGCCAGAUCCACCACUACCCAUUGCAGUAGCCUCGAACAUCACCGAGUUCCUAGACCAGCAGAAUCAAGCGAUCCUUGCCGAGGUCCUCAAGCCGCCACUGAAGGUCUAUCGAGCUGAUUUGGAACAGGCCAUCGACAAACUCCUGCAUAUCGAACUUCGCAAAUGGUCUAAUUUUGAGGGUAAUAACCUGAACGCCCUAAAGAACAUAAUUACGAUUUUGACCUACCUUAAUCCCCUGAACAAGGAUGGUAAACUGCUGAUGAAAGAUCUGCGCGAUUCGCUGAUUUCUUUGCCCAGUAUUAAAGGGUCUGAGUUCGGGGAUAUGGUAGAUUCGCUGGAGAAGAAUCGAAAGAUAUUUAAGGCCAGGCGAUACAUUGGCUGCCUGGGAUCACGUCCCUUCCUGCGGAGUUUCACCUGCUCCAUGUGGACCCUGUUUCACCACUUGACCGUGCAGGCAGCCAAACCACCGAACUACUUUGCUCCGGGCUCAAUUCUGAUAACCAUUCAUGGAUUUGCCAAGUACUUUUUCGGCUGCACGGAUUGCUCGGAGCACUUCCAGCAAAUGGCCAUACGUCGCAACAUGAGUUCGGUGAAGACCCACGACGAGGAGAUCCUCUGGCUGUGGGAGGCCCACAACGAAGUCAAUCAACGUAUUGCUGGUGACUCCACCGAGGAUCCCAAGUUCCCGAAGAUACAGUUUCCCAGCCCAGACAAUUGCCCCACCUGUCGGUACAAUAACUCGGAGUGGCGGAGAGAUGAAGUUCUAAAGUACUUGAAGAACAUCUACGAUAUCAAAAACCUUAGCUUUUACGGACUACCCACCCCGCAAGGUUACGAUUGAUAAGGCAUUCGAAUUUCCUAUCGAAAAUAAGUUACUAUUCAUUUGUAUAAUCUCAAGAACUAAUAUAAAAAGGAUUUUAGAAAAGAUCCUUCAAGAAAAUAAAACAAAAGAGUGUAACAUUUA
Messenger RNA from Drosophila takahashii, 1810 nucleotides. NCBI's taxonomy places the organism in Eukaryota, Metazoa, Arthropoda, Insecta, Diptera, Drosophilidae. The record is from RefSeq and is a predicted model, not a curated record.